This is a messenger RNA of Nylanderia fulva, 1584 nucleotides long. Its product is annotated as mitochondrial coenzyme A transporter SLC25A16. Gene Ontology annotation, cellular component: mitochondrial inner membrane. The record is from RefSeq and is a predicted model, not a curated record. Lineage: Eukaryota; Metazoa; Arthropoda; Insecta; Hymenoptera; Formicidae. Gene Ontology annotation, biological process: transmembrane transport.
ACCAGAGUAUCGUGGCAAUGAUGUGGGAAGCAACUCUAUUUUUAUCUAUCGUAUUAUGCUUUUAACAAACCACCUGUAGAGUGGAAGAGGGAAGUUUACAACAUAACUGGAAGCUUGCUGGUUCAGUACUUAAUUGAGAAUGUGAUAAUUUCAAUUAGAAUUGUCGUCUAAUCAAAAGUCCUGUGUACUUUUGAUUCAGAGAUUUUUAUGAAAUAGUUGUCUACAUGUACAAGAAAAAGUUUAAUCUCAUUGUUGGUAAAUUAAAAUUAUAUAGUAUAAUGAUUGAAGAAGAUUCAUGUAAUAUAUACACCAAGAAAUUUGAGAUUUUAUUAAAUUGAAAAACAGAGUGGAAAAUUGAAACUGUGACACUGCAAUCCCUUUAAUAGAGAAUGGCGAUGAAUUUAAAAGAGAUAAGAUAUUAUAGCAUGUUUAUUCGAUGAUCCUUUCACUUGUAUAUCAGCUUGGGAAUUCAACAUUUUUUUCAUUUGAGUGGGAACAUCACUCAAGGUUGUCCUUCGUGUUUUUCUCGUACGACUCGUAUCUGCGAUUUAUGUCUGCAAGCCGAUUUACAUAAUAGCAUCAUCCAGUAAUCAUGGACAAAUCUGAAAAAAAAAUUAAGAAUUUUGAAAUCAUUAUAAAAAACCUUAUAGCUGGCGGUGUAGCUGGCAUGUGCUCAAAAACAGCUGUAGCACCUUUAGACAGAAUAAAAAUUUUAUUGCAAGCUCAACACGAAUAUUAUAAACAUUUAGGUGUUUUCUCAGGAUUAAAAGAAGUUGUUCAACGUGAAAAUUUUUUUGCUUUAUAUAAAGGCAACCUUGUACAAAUGAUUAGAGCUGUGCCUUACGCAGCAAUACAAUUUACAGCAUUUGAACAGUAUAAAAAGCGUUUAGGAAAAUUACUCCAACAAGGUUCGCAUAUAGAUGGGUUCUUAGCUGGAGCUGCCGGAGGUGUCACAGCAGCUGCAAUUACGUAUCCACUUGACACCAUCAGAGCACGAUUAGCCUUUCAAGUUACUAGUAAUACACUUUAUUCUGGAAUUAAACAUGCUGCUGUUAGAAUGUUUAAAGAGGAAGGUGGCCUACAAGCCUUAUAUAGAGGAUUCUGGCCAAAUAUGUUGGGCAUGAUACCUUACGCAGGAUUUUCUUUCUAUACAUUUGAGAAAUUAAAAUAUUUAUGUUUGAAAUACGUGCCACAUUACUUUUGUUCUGAACAAAAAACAACUGGUAAUCUUAUAUUAAAUAUACCAGCAAAACUUUUAUGUGGAGGCGCAGCCGGUGCUGUAGCGCAUACUUUCUCUUAUCCAUUGGAUGUUACAAAGAGACGUAUGCAAUUGGCAAUGAUGAAUCCAACUACACAUAAAUAUGCGUCUGGAAUGUUGUCUACUCUUAAGAUGAUAUAUAUUGAGAAUGGCAUUGUAAAAGGCUUAUAUCGUGGAAUGAGUAUUAAUUUCUUACGAGCAAUUCCUUUCAUGGCAGUUGGCUUUGCAAUGUAUGAAGUGACGAAGCAGAUGCUCGAUUUAGAUACAGGAGUAAGAUUGUAAUUAUAUACAUAUUACAUAAAAUAAAUGCCUAGUUUUUAUACAUU